CUUAAACAUAGCAUUUACAACAUGACGGGACACCGUAGCUUUAUUUCAUUUCUUUGUACAUUGUAUAUACUGUUCGGUUCUGCGAAAACCUUGGAAACUAGUCCAACAGUUCCAGAAACAGAUCCGUUGAUAGUGACAUUCCUAGCACGUCUUAUUACUCCAGACUAUGGUUCUAUUGCGGGUAAAGCCACUGUCAAGUUUGAAAAAAUUAUAGAAAAUAUUGGGAGUGCGUACAAUAGUGCAACAGGGAUUUUUACUGCUCCAUCCAAGGGUCUAUAUCAAUUCACAGCAUCGGCAAGACAAAGUCAUAGUGGAUAUUUGCACCUAGGAUUAUUUCGAAACACUGAAGAAAUGGCAGUAUCCGUUGCGUUGAAUUUCAAUUCUCUUACGAUCGGUGCAUCAUUUACACUUGAAUCUGGCGAUAGUGUUUUCGUCAAGAAUAUAUGGACUCAAUCUUCUGGAAUUGUUGGCAGUGGUCAAACGUAUUUUUCUGGCCAUCUUAUACACAAAAUGUAAACAAAAUGCUCAGUAGAUAAAAUGCCAUUUGUUUUUGUAAA
Mytilus trossulus (common blue mussel) is the source of this 557-nucleotide messenger RNA. Its product is annotated as complement C1q-like protein 4. NCBI's taxonomy places the organism in Eukaryota, Metazoa, Mollusca, Bivalvia, Mytilida, Mytilidae. The coding region runs from base 22 to 516 and encodes 164 amino acids. The transcript is spliced from 3 exons. Gene Ontology annotation, molecular function: protein binding. The record is from RefSeq and is a predicted model, not a curated record.